Rodentolepis nana is the source of this 555-nucleotide messenger RNA. The record is from the annotation of a GenBank genome assembly. Lineage: Eukaryota; Metazoa; Platyhelminthes; Cestoda; Cyclophyllidea; Hymenolepididae.
AUGCUCAGAGAGAUAGCCAUAAGGAUCGUGUCUGCAUGUGUAAACUUCAGGCGAGUUCACAGUGGGCAACGUAUCGUCAUGAACACUGAGAUCCAAAUCAGUAUUCUGAGUUGUAAUAGGAGGGGCUCGAGUAAAGGUUCCAAAUCCGAAAUCUCCCCAACCUUUAGCAGGACUCCGGUAGAUUGUGGGCCAAGCUAUUGCAUCCGUUUGCUGGUUGAAGCCAUUGGAGAAGAUAAAAGGCUGAUCGGUAGGGGUUUGAGCAGUGCCCGAGGGUAAGGUAUUCGAAGUAGGUGGUCGAGACAUUGAAAAACUGCGAACAGAUGGUGGUCGUUGGAGGGUAUGGCUGUAAUCAAUGUUGGAUCGCCGUUGGAGGUAAAUGGGCAUUCCCACCGAGCUUCCUAAUCCGUCAGUUGCGACAACUUUCCCAGAUGUCAAUCCGCCAGGACUUCCAAGACAGCCACCGUCUACAAAUUGCAUGUCAUCGUAAUGACUGGCUUGAUGUCGUCUGAGAAGUGCCGCUUUCGCUUUCAAUCGAACAGCAUAGCAGGCAGCUAA